CCGACGCGUUCGCUCGUUUCAUUUAUGCGCUUGUCGAAAAUCAGGAAAAGGGGCGGAAAAUAAGUUUAAUUAAAUAUUUCGAUUGCCUCGACUAGCACAGCAAUUAAGUGAAUGUGCAAAACGUGAGAGCAAUUGUCAAUAGUCAAACUAAUACACAAUAAAUGCUUUUUUGGAGCGUCCUGCGAUGGAGAAGCGCGUGAGGAAUUGUGCAAAAAAUCAAUUCAAAAUGUAAGGAGCAGCCUUGGUGGAUUUACCAGCUGAAGAAACGCAACCAAAGAAGCUGCCAGUCCUCAAGGGAAAAGGCUCCUCGCCAGUACUCAGUGUUCAAGUUCCUUCCAUCUUUAAGCCAGUAAUUAGACCAAAACUUAGUCCCAAUGACUGCCAACAGUUUGCUGGGAAGGUCCAUACUCAAUGAGGGCCGCUCGAAUAAGCGAUCGUUCGUGUCUUUGAUUGUGGGCCUUGUCGUGGGCUUCUGUCUGGCGGAGCUGUUUGUGUACUCCACGCCGGAACGCAGUGAAUAUAUGCCAUAUGAUGGCCAUCGGCAUGGCGAUGUCAACGAUGCCCAUCACAGCCAUGACAUGAUGGAGAUGUCCGGGCCAGAGCAGGAUGUGGGCGGACACGAGCACGUCCAUGAGAACUCCACCAUUGCGGAGCGUCUGUACAGCGAGGUUCGGGUCCUCUGCUGGAUCAUGACCAAUCCGAGUAAUCACCAAAAGAAGGCGCGCCAUGUGAAGCGCACCUGGGGCAAGCGUUGCAACAAGUUGAUCUUCAUGAGCUCGGAGAAGGAUGAAGAGCUGGACUCUGUGGCUUUGCCGGUGGGAGAGGGUCGCAACAAUCUGUGGGGCAAGACUAAGGAGGCCUACAAGUAUAUCUACGAGCAUCAUAUCAACGACGCCGAUUGGUUCCUGAAGGCCGAUGAUGACACCUACACGAUAGUGGAGAAUAUGAGGUACAUGUUGUACCCUUACAGUCCGGAGACCCCCGUCUACUUUGGCUGUAAGUUCAAGCCAUAUGUUAAGCAAGGCUAUAUGUCCGGCGGUGCCGGAUAUGUCCUCAGCCGAGAGGCAGUUCGUCGCUUUGUGGUCGAAGCUUUGCCCAAUUCCAAGCUAUGCAAGUCGGAUAAUACAGGAGCCGAGGACGUUGAGAUAGGGAAGUGCCUGCAGAAUGUGAAUGUGCUGGCAGGGGAUUCUCGGGAUUCAAACGGACGGGGUCGCUUUUUCCCCUUCGUUCCGGAGCAUCAUCUAAUUCCCUCGCACACGGACAAAAAGUUCUGGUACUGGCAGUACAUCUUCUACAAGACCGAUGAGGGUCUUGACUGUUGUUCGGACAAUGCCAUAUCCUUCCAUUAUGUCUCCCCAAAUCAAAUGUACGUGCUGGACUAUCUGAUCUAUCAUCUGAGACCCUAUGGUAUCAUCAACACUCCCGAGGCAUUGCCCAAUAAGUUGGCCGUGGGCGAACUAAUGCCGGAGAUCAAGGAUCAACAGACAGAGAGUUCGAGCGAUGGCGUCUCGAAGAGAUCCACCGAUACAAAGACGCAAUAGUUUAGAGACAGACGGAUAUAGACUCUUAAUUGUAUAUAGAUAGCUUUUGUAUAUAUUUAUAGAUAAUUGUGUUGUCACACAUAUUGAGUCACUAUAAGCUAUUCUAGCAUUGCCAUUACCAUUUCCAUUAGCCGUUGGUCCUUCGACUUAGUACUAGUUCCAUUUCAAUUAAAUCAAAAAAGGUUUCGUUUUGGGGUUCCAUUCGCAGAGCUCGUUCCUUUUGUACAAACACCGAACCUAGUUAUAAUUUAGAUCUGUUACUAUAGUUUGUAAUUAAAUCUCGGUUGUACAAUUGUUUCAAAUCAUCACUAAUAAUCAUAGUAGGGCGCACUAACUAUUCUAUUCCGGUUUUCCAAUACUGAAUUAGUCGCUAAAUAUUUAUAAGUCGCCUAAGUAUCACCUUUAUAUGUAGCUAUAUUUAAUCUCUUUUGUGAUUGAGAUUAUUACGUAUUAUUGAUCUUAAUCUUCUACGUGUAUUGAAUAAAAUGCAAAUGUAUUACAGAA
Drosophila eugracilis is the source of this 2045-nucleotide messenger RNA. RefSeq names its product glycoprotein-N-acetylgalactosamine 3-beta-galactosyltransferase 1 (gene C1GalTA). Gene Ontology annotation, cellular component: membrane. Gene Ontology annotation, molecular function: N-acetylgalactosaminide beta-1,3-galactosyltransferase activity. The transcript has 4 exons. Lineage: Eukaryota; Metazoa; Arthropoda; Insecta; Diptera; Drosophilidae. The record is from RefSeq and is a predicted model, not a curated record. The coding region runs from base 375 to 1541 and encodes 388 amino acids.